This is a messenger RNA of Bactrocera dorsalis (oriental fruit fly), 1104 nucleotides long. RefSeq names its product ficolin-1-like. The coding region runs from base 71 to 952 and encodes 293 amino acids. The record is from RefSeq and is a predicted model, not a curated record. Lineage: Eukaryota; Metazoa; Arthropoda; Insecta; Diptera; Tephritidae. The transcript is spliced from 3 exons.
UUAAGAAGCUGUGAGCACGCCAGCUUAGCUUAAACGAAACAGUCGCUUAGAGCACGUCGCAUGAAUUACAAUGCUCCUCUAUAUAUUGUUCCUGUUACUACAUUACUUAUUGUGGUUUCCCAUUAAGAACGUUUACGGUGAAGUGCUAGAUUCAACCGCGAUUUGUGACUGCACUUUUGAUGUGCAAAUAGAUGUCUUUAAAAAGUUCCUUGAAGAAUUGCAAGCUGCGCGUAAGCGAGAAGAUGAUAUUUGGACACAAAUAGCUCUCAUUGAAACCAGACUGCAAUCGAUUGAGGAACAGCUGAGUGUUCGAAAGUCGGUGCCUUCAAGUUGCUUGGAGGCAGCAGCUGAGAGCUUCAAAAGUGGUGUUUACAAUAUAACAUUCGAAAAGUUUAGUGUCACACCGUUUGCCGUAUACUGUAACGAAGAGGUGGACUACGGUGGUUGGUUAGUUAUACAACGACGUGUCAGUAAUGCCGGGGACUUUUAUAGAGAUUGGCGGGAGUAUAAGAACGGUUUCGGGGUGCUGGAUAAAGAUUUUUGGAUUGGUUUGGAAAAACUACAUGCCUUCACCAGCAGUUGUCAGCAUGAGCUCCAUAUUGAAAUGCAAAAAUAUAGUGGUGAAGGUUAUUAUGCGCGCUACUCGGAAUUUGUAGUCGGCAGUAAAUCGGAGGGCUAUCCUCUUAAAAUAUUGGGUACUUAUGAAGGCACUGCUGGCGAUAUCUUGAGAAUCCACGUGGGUAUGAACUUCACCACCUAUGAUAAUGAUAAUGAUUGUGCUUAUACUUACUUCGUCGGCCGGUUGUUAAUAGAAUGUGCCUAUAGACCUCUUGAUACAGCAUAUGGCAGAAAUUGGGUCGGCAUAUCUGUGAAUGAAACUUUGAAAUCAACGCAAAUGAUGAUACGCCCCACAGUGGAAUGCCUAAUGCGCAUGUCACUAAAGGCCAAAUGAUUUUAUAUAUUUUAUGAAAUUGAUCUAAUUUUUAAUAACUAAAAGGUAUUAUUAAUGUCUUACUUAAUAAACUUUGCGAUUUGAUUCGGAGAUAAUGUAAUGUUUGAUUAACACUCUAAUAAAGACAUAAUAAUAUAUUUUCAAUUUUGUAA